This is a messenger RNA of Exaiptasia diaphana, 2737 nucleotides long. RefSeq names its product ubiquitin carboxyl-terminal hydrolase 2. Gene Ontology annotation, biological process: protein deubiquitination. NCBI's taxonomy places the organism in Eukaryota, Metazoa, Cnidaria, Anthozoa, Actiniaria, Aiptasiidae. Gene Ontology annotation, cellular component: cytoplasm. The record is from RefSeq and is a predicted model, not a curated record. Bases 118 to 2091 code for a protein of 657 amino acids. Gene Ontology annotation, molecular function: cysteine-type deubiquitinase activity. The transcript has 12 exons.
GCGGACAGGACGAAGACAUCGACUGGAGACAGUCUGUAGCUUGUCAACGUUUACUACGCCAAAUUCUGGGCUAUAAAAUAAUACAAUGACYUCAAUACAUAGUUCAGUAUUUUUUCAAUGAGUCUGACUAUGUAUGGCGUUCCAUCGAGAUCAAAUCUGCCUCCAUAUGAACACAGAACAACGUCAAAUGGAACAAGUACAAGAACCUACAGUGGUAUGGGUUUAGCAAACAGUUCUGUAGCACCAAGAACCGUCAAGCCAACAACGUAUGCCUCUUCAUAUGCAUCCCAAAGUCGUCGGACUAUAAGAAGGCAGCUUCCAGAUGGUCCAGGACCAUUACCAGAUCGAUAUAACCUUCGCAAAACUACAGGAGAAAAUUUACGUUAURUUUCACCCUCAUCAAAAUCUAAAACCGUCGACGAAAGACGUAGCACGAGUUAUCCUUCUUCUUUUUAUACACAACAGAAAACUUCACAAGCCGAAAGAAAGGUAUCCAAUGAUUCUGGAUAUGGCAGUUCGUCCAGUGUUAGGUAUAGCAACAUUACCAAUGGAAAGUCAACAUUGGCUGGUCGACGGUCCAAAUCUCUGUCAAAUUUGGGGGCAAUGAGAGAUCUUUCUUUAAACAAUGAACCUCCAGAAAACAGUCAUUCUUUUCCUAAUAGAACUACUAUUCUAAGUUACAACUCAAGGAGUGAUUACUCUCCAGGAAUUUCAUCAAAGACAAAAACAUUGGAAAAUGUUACACAGUUAGAUGAAAACGCAAAUUAUUAUUUGACGUCUACCAGCACUCGUCACAGCUCUCAAGCAGAAGAUUCACGGCAGCAUUCCUUGACAAACCGAUAUUCAAGUAAUUAUCCAAGCUCGAAUAGUAGUUCAUAUUCUAAGAAAGGAAAAAUGACAGAUUAUAGCUGUGACAACCGUAAAGAAAUACUAACAGCUGAUACGGAGUCGCUUCGACGGAGCUCCAAAGGUUCCACAAGUUCUUCCUCCCCAUCUACGCCUAGUGGACGGGGAUACAGAGAUGGUUUGGUUGGACUUAGAAAUCUUGGAAACACAUGUUUCAUGAAUUCUGUUCUACAAUGUCUAAGUCAUUCUGUGGUGUUGACUGAUUACCUGUUAAAGGGUUCUUACUCCAAACAAAUCAACAGCAAAAGCAGUAUGAAAGGGAAGCUAAUACAAGCUUAUGCUGAUCUUAUCAAGUCAAUGUGGAAACCAGGAAUCUCAGAUACAGCAAUAUCUCCCCAUUCCUUCAAAACACAGAUACAAAAGUUUGCACCAAGAUUUGUUGGAUACAAUCAACAAGAUGCUCAAGAAUUCUUGCGGUUUCUAUUAGAGGGUCUGCAUGAUGAUUUAAAUCAAGUUCGUGACAARCCUAAAUACAAAGUCUGUGAGUUCAAUGAAUCACUGAGGGAUAGUGAAAAGGCAGAAAAAUCAUGGAAACAUUACAUUGCAAGAGACAAUAGCUUUAUAACAGAYGUCUUUGUUGGGCAACUGAAGAGCACCUUGAAAUGUACAGAAUGUGGUUUCAAGUCUGUAGCAUUUGAUCCAUUCUGGGAUCUUUCUUUGCCAAUUCCAAGGAAGUCUAGUUCAUUGUACUCAAGUAGCUAUGAUAGCAGAUCGAAUGUUACUAUACAAGACUGUAUGGAUCUGUUUACAAAAGAAGAAGUUUUAGAUGGAGAUGAAAGACCGACCUGCGAGAAGUGUAAAAAGAAAAGAAAAUCAACCAAGCAAUUCACAAUUCAAAGAUUUCCUAAAAUUUUAGUACUUCAUCUUAAACGCUUUUCUGGAUUUGGUUUUCGUUCCAAGCUUCAGACUGCAGUAGAAUUCCCAACUGAUUCUAGACUGAAUCUUAAACAUUAUGCAUCAGAUGGUACAGACUAUACAUCGGCAGUGUAUGGUUUAUAUGCAGUGUCCAAUCAUUCAGGAACAACUUAUGGUGGCCAUUACACUGCACACUGUCGACAUCCUAUCAGCCGUGAAUGGCACUGUUUUAAUGAUUCUAGUGUUGAUGGAAUCCCAAUAUCACGUAUAGGUGGAUCACAAGCCUAUAUUUUAUUCUAUGAGCGCGUAGAUACCAGCUCAUCAUUAUAACCCAAAUAGUGGAGUGUAGUUUUGAACUUUGUACAGUUUUAAAUGAUUGAUUACUGUGUGAAUCUUUAAUUUGGGGAAUGAAAUCUGAUAUCAUUGUAAAAAUAUCUAUUUUUCAUUUUGUAAUAAUUUAUAAUAUAAUAUUACAAGAAAAAAGAGUAUUAUUUGACAUUCUUAAAUGUAAAAGGUGUCUAUAAUUAUGGUGUUUUAUUAUCAAACAUCCUAGGUGACUGUUAUACUUUAACUAUCAUCCAUAAGAUUGUAUCGCCUAUUGUUCACUAUGAUCUCCUUUUAAGAAUAAUCUUAUUUGUUCAUUGAAAGAGGUUCCCCUCACUGCCAUGUCAAUUAUUUGAAAAUUUACUGAUAAUUGAUUGCAUGCAAGAACAUUUUUGAAACUAAAUCAAUAUCAACUUGACAUCUAAGCAACUACUAGUGCUACAUAUUCCUGUUAUUUCUUAACUGCAUUAUUGUUACAAACAAUUAUUUUUCAAUAGAAAACAGAAAACAAACUAGUACAUUGUAGCCCUUUUUAAUUUUAUUUCCAAUGAAUUUCAUCUGUYACAACUCUAUAUUUAUUAGCAGUUUUGCAACCAUGGUCACAGCACCAUGGAAAUUGUAUUUAUUGCAAAUAAAGGUCAUCUUUUGUUAA